Messenger RNA from Penicillium angulare, 4092 nucleotides. RefSeq lists its product as uncharacterized. The transcript is spliced from 2 exons. The record is from RefSeq and is a predicted model, not a curated record. Gene Ontology annotation, molecular function: protein binding. NCBI's taxonomy places the organism in Eukaryota, Fungi, Ascomycota, Eurotiomycetes, Eurotiales, Aspergillaceae. The coding region runs from base 1 to 4092 and encodes 1363 amino acids.
AUGGUGUCUCCAGCAUCAGGACCAUAUAUUCGACCACACUCGAGCCUGUCAGCUUCAACAAAGAAGCAAGCACAGGGGUCUCGCAAGCCGCCACCACUCAAUUUACGAUCCACAAAGGCAUAUUCGCAACAGUCAAAGAUGAAAGCCGUACGAGGGAGCGUAUGUUGGACCGACGAGGGUACGGAAGUGCCUUUAAUGAUGGAUAUGAUCUCUAAUAGGCCCGCUCCGGGCAACUCUGAAGCUAAAGCCUCCGGUAUAUUGGGAGCUAUGCCCCAUGAGUGGAGCGACAAGGGUGUCUCCAUGGGCCGACCGGUGGCGGAAGCAAACGAGAGCGACAUGGAUCUGGGGCCUCGACCAGUAUCCCCGCAGAAAUCACUUCGAACCAUAAUUGACCUGGACUCGAACGGUUCAGAUUCGGAGUCCGACAUCUCUCCACUUGAAGAGGAACGACCUCCUAUGAAAUCAAGCAAAGUCCUCGCUCGAUUUUUCCCUGAACUUCGAGGUGGCUUCGACGUCAUGCCUCCCGAUGGCGCUGAGAACACCCCGAAGCCAAAGAAAGGUCGCUCGCGUAUCGAAAAUGAAAUCGAAGAGCGCGUGCACAAUCUAUACCACACCUCGACGGAUGCUCACCCCGGUCAAAGAUCAACACUCAAUGAUCUGGUAGACGAGUCUCACGACAUAGUGUCGGAUAUCGAGUUUGAGCAGCGAAGCACAGCCUGGGGCGGUAGAAAUGGCCAUUCCGAUCGAAACAGAAAGAUCACGCCAUCUCGCAGCGCAACCUUCGAUGAUACAGCGUCAAUGAACUCUCGAAUGACUUCAAACCGUUCUAGAGUUGGGCAGGCCCCGUCCAAGCCAACACGCUACAACUCAACUGCCUCCAAAGCUUCCAAAGCAUCGACUGUCCAAGACCUCAGGUAUAAGCCGCUGCCUCUUGCGCCCGUGAUGGAACCCGGAUCGACUGAAAGAACUUCGCGACCACCAACAUCGCGUGGUCCCGCUUCAAAUUGUGACGACUGCUCAACUUAUCAACCCCACCAUUUACCACACUCCGCUUACGCGAGCCACCACAAACAGUCCCACCGUUGCCAUUCUUGUGGAAGACACGGUGAACAUCGCCAUCAUCGCGAUGGUAGCGUUCCCCGGUCGGAACAUCAUCGCCCCGGGUACUCACAUGGCGGAAAUGGGUCGACAUGGAGGCACGACACUGAACAAAUGGAAAUCCAGUAUGGAGGAGAGGAUGGAAGAUCUGGGCGAAGAGUUUUGGUGUUGGACGGCCCACUACAAAUCAGUCGCAACCAACAUGGUGACUUGGUAGCGGCGCGGCCCGCGCCCCUUCCUCCUUCCAAGAAACCAUACUCCGAGUCAAGCCCUCCUCCCCACGCACCCCUGGAGUCGCUCAAGAAAGAAGCCCGACGAACAGGCAGCUCUAAUUCACUUCGAGCAGAUUCAGUGAAGAAGAAGGGUCACAAGUAUAGCCGAUCCAAGGAGUCCAAUGACACAAGCAAGGACAGCAAACCCGCUAAAUCCAAAGAGGAAUCGAAGGGCAGUCGGUGGAGUGGUAACUCGAAAUCGAACGACAGCACUUUCGGUGGCGAUUUACACAAAUUGAAAAAGUCAUUCUCUAUAUCCCGACCGACGUUCCAUCGAAAGCAAAAUUCACGCGCGGACGAACGCCGAUUCAGCCGGUUGAGCACGUUGAGUUCACGGUCGGAGACUGCGGUGGACCCACAAGACGAUCUUUCCAAGCCAAACGAGGAGUCGCAACGACUGUCCCGCCAUUUGUCUUUGUCGCACCCCAACCUAGAAGUAGUGCCGGGUGAGGAGGAAGGAUCCAACAAGCGGGACGAUCUUCUUCUUCAAUUGCCUCGUCUACAAACCGACAAUUUAGGCUUCAAGAACUUGCUCGACCAGUUUGGUUCCGAACAGCGAUCCGCGGUGGCUCGGCCCCCACAACCCACGCAACCCGAAAAACAGGAGAAACCGGAGAAGCAGGAAAAGCAGGAGAAACAGGAGAAACAGGAAGAGACACAGGACGACACGAAAGAUGCUAAAGAAGUCAUCCCCGCUGGUGUUGUCCCCGAAUUGCCGCCAAAUGACGCUAGGAUUCCUGCAAAACCACCUCAUAUGAUGCGACAGUCUAACAGAAUGCGCCAGUCCACCGCUUUCGUCUCUACAGCCAAAGCUAGUAGUGUUUAUGUGCAGUCAGAGCGUAUCUAUGAACUUGCUGCGGAGCCAGCAUCGCCGUCUCAGUCAAUGGCGCCAGUGACAUGGUCAAUGCCAAGGUCAAAACCUCGAGCUCAGUUCAAUAUUCAAUUCCCCGUGGAUAUGAUUAAGGAUUCUUAUAUCGAGUUAUUGAUGGAAAGAAUGCCUUCACUUGACGAUCUAUUCAACUUCGCUCUCAUCAAUCGACGAUUCUAUCGCAUUUUCAAACAGCGCGAGCUGUUGAUGAUCAAGAACGCGCUAUUCAAAAUGUCGCGACCAGCAUGGGAACUACGUGAGAUGAGUCCCCCCUGGACCACUGAAUGGCAGCUUGUCCUGGACCCAGACUCCCAGGUACCCGAGUAUACUGGAAAUCUUUAUCUGGACCGAUACGCAAAUGAUAUCUUCAUUUUGGCUCAACUCAAGUCUAUGGUUCUCAUGCGCUGCGCUCCUUUCUUGCGUCGGGAUACCAUCCGGGGUUUGGCUGGUAUGGAUGAUGACCGUGCUGAAGAAGUUGACAACGCUUUUUGGCGAAUUUGGACCUUCUGCCGUAUCUUCGGUAGCGGAAAGGGCCGUGAAAACGACAUUGAGGGUCAAGUUGACUGGCUUAAGGGGGGACGCAAAGCCCGGAAAAACCAGGCCGCGUCUUCAUCCAUGAUGACCGAGCCCUUUGGGAUGAACAAUGUUCUAUUUGAGCCACCCGUGGGAUUCGCUCGCGGAAACUGCGGAGGACUUACCCCCAGGGAGCUCUAUGACAUGACUGAGAUCUGGAACUGUAUGAAUGUACUGGUCCAGCCCCUCCAUGGUAAAUGUAUCGAGGCCCGUAAAGUCGGUAUCUUCGAUGGACUCGAUGUGCCAGAUAAUGAUCCUGUCCGCGAAGAAACCGUUCUUGAAGAAUGGACAUAUUGGGUUCUCACGCUGGGCAUGUCAGCCGUUCUGGCUGUCAGCUCACUAAACCCCAGCGAAACCCCCGCAGUGGUUUUCAACAGGGCCAGGGAUCUCGGGCUUACCAAGUGGGAACUAACUGAGACUCGCGUUACUCGCUCCUCAUUUAUGAAAGAAGCAGUCUCUCGUGUAUACGAAGAUCAAGAACGAUCCCUCUCACUCCCUUCCGGUUCCUCUGAUAGCCCAUGCGAACUCCCUUCCGAUGAGGUACCAACUCGCGGUGAAGAGCACGAGCGCCGACAAGCCCUUUCCAUGCAGAUCCGCCAGCAGCGCAGCCAGGGAGGAGAGGAACAGGGGCGCUUGGGCCCGGAUAACACAUUUGCAUCGGAACGUCCUAUGUCUACAUUUAGCACAAUUCUUGGGAACCUGGAGGGAAUGGUCAAGGAAUCUGCUCCUCCAGUACCACCUGUGCCAGGAUUAAGCUCCGAUCGCUCAUCGACCUCCACCGAGGGACACAGUCCUAUUGCACCCGGAACCCCGGAAAAUGAUACAGACACAUCAAGUCCCAGUCACGUCCACAACCCGCACUAUCUGUCAUCGUCUGUACCUUCCAAACCAAUCCCUACAUCCGAUCCAUUCAACUCGCGCCCACGCAGCCCCCCUCGAAGCGUCCGCUCCCGCAGCCCUCACACUCCCCCGAUGACAGCAUUUGUGCCAGCACCCCUUCAGCCUCAAGUCCAAGACCCCGUCGACCGAGCCAUCCUCCGAAUGGUAAAUGAGCUUGGUUUCAACGAAGACGACGUCAAGUGGGCGCUCAAGAUCACCGACACUGGCGAAGGCAUCAACGUCCAAGCUGCCGAACAAUUACUUCAGGAGCAAAAGAAGAAAUCCGACCGCAAUCCUUUGUUUACUCGCGGAACGAAACACAAUAGCGGGAAAAACCCCUUGCUCAUGUCUGUCAUUAAGCAGCAACAGGGUGCCCAGGACUCGGGCUGGCGUUGGGCUUAA